CCGGCGUGCGGAUCUCGCGAGAGCGGUAGAGGGCGGAAGCGGUAUCCGUGCAGGAUGUGGUUCCUGCUUGCGCUGGUCCUGCUGAGCGUCUCGGUGGAGGAACGUUCGCAGUCAGCCAUCGAAAAUUCGACGGUCGUUCCAUCGUCAAGUGACCAUCCUCCUGCAGAAACUACAGGAAAUGACUCGAGCCAGUUGUCUGAUCCGGGACGAUCCGGGACGCAGGUAGAGUCAAACGUUCAGAACUCAACUUCCAUGAAAGAUGGCUCUGGCAGACCAAGUCAAGAGCAGCCUGCUACUAACGGAGGCUCCAACUCGAAUUCUAACCAACCUCCCAGUACAGUCCACGUCAGCACGCCCACCUCCAUUCUCUCUACUAAGGAAUCCCCCAAGACUAAGGAAAACCAACUAGCUGAUGAAGGAAAGUCUCCAAAUGCUUCCAGACCGGAAUCUGGGGGGACAGAGUUAAUGGAACCUUCACUGCCACAGGAGGAAAACAAGUCUUCAGAGCCUACUGAAGAUGUGGAGCCCAAAGUGACUGAAGAAGGUGAUACAGGGCCUGAAGACGGAUCACCACCCAAAGAAGAUGUGGAACCCAAAGGGACUGAAGAAGGUGAUACAGGGCCUGAAAACAGAUCGCCACCCAAAGAAGAGAAAGCAAAGAUGUCUGGCCCUGCCUCCAGUGAGAACCGUGAAGGGACACUUUUGGAUUCCAUGAGUAGCGAGGAUGACCUUCAAAAGGAAAAUUCUGAAAGUGCCAGUGCAGAGAGCAGUCACUUCUUUGCAUAUCUGGUGACUGCAGCCAUUCUUGUUGCUGUCCUCUAUAUUGCUUAUCACAACAAGAGGAAGAUUAUUGCUUUUGUCCUGGAAGGAAAAAGAUCUAAAGUCACUCGGCGGCCAAAGGCCACUGACUACCAACGUUUGGACCAGAAGCUUUGAUUUUUUUUGUCUUUGAGAACCUUGUCCUCCCUGCUGAUUUGUUUCUAAAUCAAGAAAAAUGAAGAAAACAGUACUGUGACCUAAGAGACACCCUCAUCUGGGGUUUGGUGGCAAGUCUGGGCUGGCAGAGGGGGGGGUGGGGAUUGCUUCCGGGUUUGCACCUGCACGAAUACAGACAUCAUUUGCCUGUAUUCCCUUUAUUUCUGCUGGUGGCUUUCAUCCUUUCCUGCUCUGCAUGUGUGUGGAGGGAGCAUGUGAAAACUCCCUUUGGCUAUGACCAAAGGGAGAUGCCAGCUUGAACAGGCUGCUAUGCUGACCACCCUCGUUAGGGCCUUGGCUCUGUAGUGUAGUUAACCUUUGAGGAUGGUAUGGACCUCUGUAUUGUUCAUCUCUGCAGACCUAGUAGAAUGCUGCAGAUAGAGGUGCUUUUCUACUGAGCCCUCUUAUUUUGGUGGGGGGACGUGCCCUACAAAAGACAUAGAAGAUGGUGAAAAGCUGAUGGGCAAAAGGCUUGUUUAAACACAUGAUUGUCUCGAAGGUGUCAGCAGCAAACCAAAACAGGAGGCUAAAAGUAUGCUGUGUUGCUUGCAAGUCCAACCUGUCUAGCAUGACUUCUUCACAUUUUCUGAUGUUUCAUAUGUCUAGAGACAAAGUCAAUCAAUUUCCAUUUGGUUGUACUGAACAUAAAACUGAACUCAGUGUUUCUGAAAAUAAGGCCACUGUUCUCAUUACAGAUUGUGUUUUAGAAAUAAGAUUUGGAACAGUGUGAUCAUUCAUACAAUCAUACUCAGUAAGGAACUUGAAAUAGGGCGAGUUUAUGAUUCAUGAAAGAAAACAUGUAGGAGAGUUUAGAUAUGCUCGGCAGUUUUUUUAAAGGACUUUGACGAGCUAGGUCUCCCACAAACUGCUUUUGGUCUUUAUUGCCUAAAAUAGAAAAAAUUGACUUACAUGUAGAAAUUACCGUACUCUCUGACCAUUUUAACUUAAUCUAUUGGAGGGUAAUUAGUAAAAAUUCUCCUUCCUUGUCAUGUCAUGAAUUAUUCAAAUUUGAGAUAUUCAGUGGGUUCAGUGGGUUCCUCUAAGUAAGAGAGGGUACUGUCUUGGAUCACAUUGCCUUUGGGGUUUUAUUUAAACCUGUUGCAGUCAUGUUCUACUCUAGUAUAGAGAGUCUACAGAGAGUCGUUUCUGAGCUAAUCUCAGGGAAAUACCAAGAAUAUGGGAGGUGACAGAAAUAUGAUGAAUUGUGGUGUUGAGGCAGUAAGUCUACAGAAGGGACCGUCCCAGUUGUUGUCUUAUCUUCCACCUUGGUUCAAACAGCCCAUGGCUUUAUGUUGAAAUUUGCAUAAUUGGCAGGUAGUCUACUUUAUGGAGAUGAGGAAUAAAUGUCUACUCUUCUCGGAUCAUUCUGUCUGCUGGUGCACCCAUUGUUGUAAGACUUUCUUCCAACCCAAGGGAUCUUCCAUCAGACUCCUCUAACAUUCCCUAGAACCUGGUGGCUUCAGUCACCUGUGUCUCCUUCCCCCUUCCCCACCUUUCCCCUUCUUCCUGUGUUUCCUAUUUGGCUUAUCCACACCAGCUCCUUUCUUUCCACCUCAGGCACACUCUAAUUUUCCCCACUCCCAUCUGUGCUGUUUGCUGUCUCUCUAUGUGCUCAACUUCUCCAUUAAGUGUUGCUUCUCUUAUCUUCCUAUUCAUUGUCUUCAGGACUUUCACAAACUCACUUUGAGCCCUGUCUUCCUACUGUGCUUUCCCAGAGU
This is a messenger RNA of Nycticebus coucang (slow loris), 2693 nucleotides long. RefSeq names its product trans-golgi network protein 2 (gene TGOLN2). The coding region runs from base 55 to 936 and encodes 293 amino acids. Lineage: Eukaryota; Metazoa; Chordata; Mammalia; Primates; Lorisidae. The transcript is spliced from 4 exons. Gene Ontology annotation, cellular component: trans-Golgi network; trans-Golgi network transport vesicle; endosome. The record is from RefSeq and is a predicted model, not a curated record.